AUGGAGCGCCCGUCGCCGCCGGGGCUGGCUCGCCUCUCCCGGCCGCUCCCCGGUGCGCGCCAGCCGGCGGCCGCCCGCGGAGCCACCUACCCGCCCCGCAGCGCCGGCCGGCCCGGCCCCAUCGGCGGCGAGAGAGGGCUGUUCCGCCCGCCCCCUCCCCUUCCUCCUCCCCCGCAGCCCGCGGUAUUGUCUCACGCCGAGGCCGGAGCCCGGCGGCGGGGGGGCGGCACCAACUUGUGGCAACUUGGCGGCGGGGCAAAUGCCGCCGAGCAACGCGGGGUGCUGGGAGGAGCGCGGCGGGGAGAGGCGCCCCCGCCUCCCCUUCGCCUCGGAAAGAGGACGGAAGCCGCGUUUCACCGGCGGGGCAGCUGCUCGCCCCUCCCAGAGAGCGGCAGCCCCGCAGCGCGAUCCCCCGGCCGAGGAGGAGGAGGGGAGAGAGGGGAGCAGCCCCGGGCCGGCCGCCAGACAAAGGCAGCGGCGAGAACGUCCGUGAGCCCAGAGUCACCCUGGGGCCGGGGCCGUACCCGGGUCACCCCACCACAGCAGGGGCGGCCGCGCCUCCCCUCCGCCCCCGUUCCCAAACAAAAGCGGCGAGCAGGUGGAGGGUGGGGUGAAAGGGCGGCCGGCGGCUGCGGCCGCCCCCCGGGCAGGAACGCCCCGCCUCCGCCGUGCCAGGCGGCGGGGGGCCGGGGCUGGGAGCGCAGAGGGGGCCGGCUCUUGCCGGCUCUUCCCGUCUCGCCGCGGGGUUCGGGGAGGGGAAGCCGGGCAAUGCGGGGGGCAGGUCAGGGGCAGCCGCAGCGGGACCGAAGGAAGGAGGAGCUUUCCGCCGGCCCCUCCCGGCCCGCCGCUGCCUCCACCACCUGUGGGGCGGGAGGGGCCGCGGGCUCCAGGCCGCGCUCUCCCGGCCGGCCCCUCUAG
Melospiza georgiana is the source of this 918-nucleotide messenger RNA. Its product is annotated as collagen alpha-1(I) chain-like. The record is from RefSeq and is a predicted model, not a curated record. Lineage: Eukaryota; Metazoa; Chordata; Aves; Passeriformes; Passerellidae. The coding region runs from base 1 to 918 and encodes 305 amino acids. The transcript has a single exon.